AAAGAUGGCCGCCGCUGUGCCCUCAGCACCGGAAGUGGCCGGUUGGACGGCUGGGAGGACCUCCCUGUGCACUGUUUGGUGGGUGAAAUGAAAGUGGCCGGGGUGGUGAUCUGGUUUUUGUUGCUGCCACUCACAGCCCGAUGUGUGGAGCCGAUCUCUAUGGCCUUCGGGACCCUAAUCACAGGAGUCGUCACCUACUAUGGGCUGCUUUGGUAUUCCCCCGAUCAGUGCCGGCUGGAGGGGGCCAUCAAUGUCACAGCUCUGCAGGUCGAGUUCGAGGAGAAAAUCUUCGGGCAGCACCUGGUCAAGCGGGUGAUCCUAAAGGCAGUGCCAAAAUUUUUGGAGCACAAAAACCCUAAGAAACCCCUAGUACUUUCCUUCCACGGCUGGACUGGUGCCGGCAAGAACUACGUCAGCCAACUCGUGGCCCGCCAUAUAUAUCCCCUGGGCCUGAAGAGUAAACAUGUCCAUCAGUUUGUGGCUACCCUGCACUUUCCACACGCCAGCCUCAUAGAUGCUUACAAGGACCAGUUACAGUCGUGGAUCCGAGGGAACGUGUCGGCCUGUGAGCGAUCCAUCUUCAUAUUUGAUGAAGUAGAUAAGAUGCAGCGUGGCCUGAUGGACUCAAUAAAGCCGUACCUCGAUUACUACGACCAGAUUGGUGGCGUCUCCUACACCAAAGCCAUCUUCAUUUUCCUCAGUAAUGCUGGAGGAGAAUACAUCUCUGAGUUGGCCUUGCGUUUCUGGAAGACUGGAAAGAAGAGGGAAGAUAUCAAGCUGAGUGAUGUGGAAAACCAUUUAUCCAUUCAUACCUUCAACUCAAAGGAUGGUGGCUUGUGGCACAGCAGCCUGAUAGAGAAAAACCUGAUUGACUUCUUUGUGCCGUUCCUCCCGAUGGAAUUUGAGCAUGUGAAGAUGUGCGUGAGGGCGGAGCUUCGUCAGCGCGGCUUUAUGGCCGAUGAAGACAUGGUCCGCACAAUAGCCAAUGAGAUGGCUUAUUUCCCCAAAGAGGAAAAAAUUUACUCUGAUAAAGGGUGCAAAACAGUGUCCGCAAAAAUCCAGUAUUACCUAUGAAUUGGCAACGAGGUGUAGAGAUGGUAUUAGAAGAUGGAAGAAGCAGGACGCCACUUUUAAGACGACAAUUGGGCUCUAUCCAUUAAUGAGGAAGGCAGCUGAGAUGAUGAUGAUGGCUUAUCUCCUUUUCUUAAUUGCUAUGCAAUCGGAGGAAAUCGGAGUGACAUCUGAGAGCGGAGACCUCCCGUCGCUGUAUGAUGAACUCAUCACGCUUUGUAUGGAGCUGAAAUCUUGGAAGCAUUGUUGGUAACCAGAGAGAACCUUUUGUAGAAACUCUCAAAGGACAAUUUUCACCCAUCAAAGAUAAAUACACUGUGAAAACCUUUU
Messenger RNA from Rana temporaria (common frog), 1401 nucleotides. RefSeq names its product torsin family 1 member A (gene TOR1A). The transcript has 5 exons. Gene Ontology annotation, cellular component: nuclear envelope; endoplasmic reticulum; endoplasmic reticulum lumen. The record is from RefSeq and is a predicted model, not a curated record. Gene Ontology annotation, molecular function: ATP hydrolysis activity; kinesin binding; ATP binding. NCBI's taxonomy places the organism in Eukaryota, Metazoa, Chordata, Amphibia, Anura, Ranidae. Gene Ontology annotation, biological process: nuclear membrane organization; protein localization to nucleus. Bases 88 to 1074 code for a protein of 328 amino acids.